Solea senegalensis (Senegalese sole) is the source of this 1589-nucleotide messenger RNA. Its product is annotated as ion channel TACAN-like. The record is from RefSeq and is a predicted model, not a curated record. Lineage: Eukaryota; Metazoa; Chordata; Actinopteri; Pleuronectiformes; Soleidae. The transcript is spliced from 12 exons. Gene Ontology annotation, biological process: fat cell differentiation. Bases 100 to 1143 code for a protein of 347 amino acids. Gene Ontology annotation, cellular component: membrane.
AGUGUCGGUGUUGCUUUAUCCGAGUUUUACAACAUAACUGUUGCACGGAAAACGUUUAAUAUUACUCAACUUCUCGAGGGUCUUAAAGAAUUGAAUAAAAUGUUGUUCACGCCAACGGGAUUUGGUGAAUGUUUACGCGAAUGGGAUGAUUUAGAGAAAGACUUCGAACAAAUUCAGGACACUCAUCGUCUUUAUAGACAGAAGCUCGAGGAAGUGAACAAACUGCAAAACAGCUGCUCUGGAGCAAUCACACGUCAGAGAAAGAAACUCAAAGAGCUCACAUCCUCGUUAGAACAAUGCAAACAACACAAUCCAGCAGCCCUGUUGAGUCCAGAAGACGUGGACACCAUCGCGGGAAUCGAAGACUCCAUUAAAGAAAGAACAAAUGCUUUUUGUGAGAUGGAAGCUUUUCUGCCAAAGAAGAACGGGUUGUACCUCAGUCUUGUUUUAGGAAACAUCAACGUCACACUCCUCAACAAACAGUCCAAAUUUGCCUACAAAGAUGAAUAUGAGAAGUUUAAACUGGUCCUCACGGUCAUCAUCUUCGUGUUCUCCUUCACCUGUCGCUUUCUGCUCAGCUACAGAGUCCUCGAUGCCCUGUUCAACUUCCUUUUGGUGUGGUACUACUGCACGCUCACCAUCAGGGAGAGCAUCCUCAUCUCAAACGGCUCAAGGAUCAGAGGUUGGUGGGUUUUUCAUCACUAUGUGUCAACCUUCCUGUCUGGCGUCAUGCUCACGUGGCCAGAGGGCGCUCUCUACCAGAUGUUCAGGAACCAGUUCCUGUCAUAUUGUCUCUAUCAAAGCUUCGUCCAGUUUCUUCAGUACUACUACCAGAGUGGCUGCUUGUACAGACUGCGAGCGCUCGGAGAAAGACACAACAUGGACCUGACAGUGGAGGGUUUCCAGUCUUGGAUGUGGAGAGGUUUGACCUUCCUCCUUCCCUUCCUGUUCUUUGGUCAUUUCUGGCAGCUUUACAACAGCGUAACACUCUUCAAGAUGUUUCAGCUGCCGGAGUGCAAAGAGUGGCAGGUCGCGAUGUGCGGCUGCUCUUACUUAGCGCUCUUCAUGGGAAACUUCUUCACCACGCUGGGCGUGGUUUACCAGAAGUACAAGAACAACCAGGACAAGUGCAAGACCUUAUAAUCCUGGAACCGCGCGUUUCUUCGGGCUCUAACGUUGUUUAUGUUAGAGUUCUUUUAUUCAUGUCGUGUCAUGUGUGUGUGUGUGUUUUCCUCAUGGAUCAUGCACAUGCACUGCUGCUUAUUUUACCUUGUCCCUCUGAACAAGACACUGGUUUAUUCACCGUGGAGUUUCCCCUGCUGUGUUCCCCACACGAACUUUAACCUAAGAUUAUGCUAAAUAAGCUGAAAUGAUACUCCAGAAUGACUUCUGUGGACUUUUGCGGUCACACGUACGGUACAAUCCGAGGUGUGCGGAUAUUUCUGCCUGUAGUACAACUUUCUUAAGAAAGACUUACUGGAAACAUUCAAACAAUAAUGUUUGAUCAUAUCAUCAUAUUUAUUCAGGGAAAUCUGUUUGUUUCUGAGCAACUGCUUUAUAAUGUGUGAAUAAAAUACUCCACCAAAUCA